AUGGGCGAUGAAAAGGAGAAAGCAAUCCAACAAGAGGUAAACAAAUUACUGGCGGCAGACUUUAUCCGGGAAAUUAAGUAUCCUACCUGGCUGGCGAAUUUGGUGAUGGUAAAGAAAGCGAAUGGGAAAUGGCGAAUGUGUGUGGACUACACAUACCUGAACAAGGCAUGUCCAAAAUAUUCUUACCCAUUACCAAGCAUAGACAAGUUAGUGGAUGAGGCGUCCGGAAAUGAGCUGCUGAGUCUGAUGGAUGCCUAUUCGGGAUAUCACCAAAUCAAGAUGCACCCGCCGGAUGAAGAUAAAACGACAUUUAUGACCACUAGGGUAAACUACUGUUAUCAGACCAUGCCCUUCGGACUGAAGAAUGCGGGGGCGACGUAUCAGCGAUUGAUGGAUAGGGUAUUUGAGGGCCAAGUAGGAAGGAACAUGGAGUUCUACGUUGAUGAUAUGAUCGUAAAGUCAGUUUUGGGAUCAAGCCAUCACGAGGAUUUAACAGAAGCUUUCGGCAGGCUCCGAAAACAUAACAUGAGGCUCAAUCCGGAGAAGUUUUCUUUUGGUAUACAGGGCGGGAAGUUCUUAGGCUUCAUGAUUACGUCGAGAGGAAUUGAGAUCAAUGCAGAUAAGUGUAAAGCGAUCCAGUAUCAGAAGAUAGAGAAGGCGGCGCUUGUCGUCCUCGUUACCGCCAGACGCUUAAGACCUUACUUUCAAAGCUUUCAGGUAAAAAUAAGGAUUGAUCUUCCUCUGAGACAGGUGUUCCAGAAGCCAGAUUUGUCAGGAAGACUCGUCGCGUGGUCGGUUGAGUUAUCGGAAUAUGGUUUGCAAUAUGAAAAAAGGGGGAAGGUCGGAGCGCAGACUUUAGCUGAUUUUGUGGUGGAGUUAACGCCCGAAGACGGUGAGAAGGUGAGCACGCAAUGUACGUUGUUUGUUGAUGGGUCGUCGAACGACAACGGAAGUGGAGCAGGGGUCACGCUACAUGGGUCUGGGGAGUUAGUAUUAGAGCAGUCCCUCAGAUUCCAGUUUAAAGCCAGCAAUAAUCAGGCAGAAUAUGAAGCUCUGAUCGCAGGUCUGAAGCUAGCAAUUGAGAUGCAAAUCGACAGUUUGUUGGUUAGAACGGACUCGCUGCUAGUGGCAAACCAAGUAAAUGGGGAAUUACAGGUGAAGGAACCGACCUUGAUAAAAUAUCUGGAGCGCGUACGACUACUGAUGGGUCGAUUGCAAGAGGUCGCAGUUGAGUUCAUGCCAAGGGCGCAGAAUCAAAGGGCGGACGCCUAG
Lotus japonicus is the source of this 1272-nucleotide messenger RNA. RefSeq lists its product as uncharacterized. Gene Ontology annotation, molecular function: RNA-DNA hybrid ribonuclease activity; nucleic acid binding. The transcript is spliced from 2 exons. Bases 1 to 1272 code for a protein of 423 amino acids. NCBI's taxonomy places the organism in Eukaryota, Viridiplantae, Streptophyta, Magnoliopsida, Fabales, Fabaceae. The record is from RefSeq and is a predicted model, not a curated record.